GACAUUAAAUAAGUAUAACUUGAAUUUUGUAUAAUGAAAAGUUUGUUUAUACUUCUUCAUAGAACAGACAAAGUCGUGAUAACUAAACAAUGGAGCAAUCUCCAAUGGAAACUACAAUUAAGGAUAUAACCAGACCUGCUCCCUCUUCCAUUUGUAUAAAUGACACUAAAAAGAAGUGUAACUUAUCGUUUUCUUUUAAUGUUGAUUUUGAUGAUGUUAAUAGUGACGUAUCCUCCGAUUCAGAGACUGCAGACUUGCAAAUUGAUGUUUCUGAAGUUGAUAAUUACGAACCCCCCAGCAAACAUAAAAGAGAUGCUGUUGAAGAAACUUCUUCAGUCAUCAACGAAAUGGAAGAAGAGAUUGAAAGACAGCUUGAUGCUAAAGCAGCAAAGACUAACUUAACAGCUACAAACGUUAAAAAUAUCAUUAAACAUGUGAUUACCAAUGAAUAUGUAAUGGCAAUGGUUAAAAAUCGUCUACAGGACACAGAAGACGAUUUACUAUUUGAACCUAAAUUGACAAGAGCAAAGGCGAAAGAAUUAGCGGCAGCACAAGUUAAUAUACCAUGGCCAAUUACACCAGUAAAAAACUCUACGUCAGAAGUACAAGUACUAAUCGAAGAGGAACUAGCAGAAGAUUCUUCAGAUGAAGAGUACAAUCCAGACCAAGAUAAACACAGUGAUGAUGAAAGAGAAGCGGAUAAUUCUAUAAAUUGUGAUGUAGAUUCACAACCUACAACACCAGCAAAUAAUUGUGAUUCAAGAUCAAUUGAACAACCUAAAUCACAAAAUAUUCAAUAUGAUCCAGAAGGCAUUUUUAAAAUUCCAGAUAUUCCUCAUGUACCAACAGAAGAAGAAAGUAUUGGUCAAAGAACACGUUCAAAACUUUGUUUGAGCGAAACACCUUUGGAACAAAUUGAACAAGCAUUUAUACCACCAGACAUAACAACUGAUAUGUAUGACUGGGACUGUGAGAUUGAUGAAGACUGGGACAAUUUUUUGAAAGAGUUCACUCAACCAUUAACUCAGGAACCUGUAGUUGAAGAUGAUCCAGAAGCAGAUCCAGAGUAUAAUAUUUUAGACGAUGAAGAAACAGAAUUUUUGGACAAAGAAGAAUUGCGAGCAGAUAAAGCUGUGAAAGUUACUCGCAAAGAAUUAAAUAAUUUAAUUGCAGAAUUGUUUGAAUUUACUGACACAUUUUCGAUGCAGGAACAGGAAAUUUCAAAGAAAAGGAAAUCUCUGGAGAAUUUAAAUCCAUCUAUUGAAAACAAUCCUAUGACUUGUUCUGUAACAGAUUUGUUGCCCACUUAUGAACAUGAUGUUCCCGAGUUAAUGAAUGCUAAUCAAAGGCAAUUACUGGCAGUUCAACUAUGUCAACAUACUCAGUUAAUGGUGCAACAUUUUGUUAUGACAUAUAGACAUCCAGAACUAGAUUUUCAGUCAAAAAGUUGUAAACAGAAUAUAACGAGUCUAAAGAAUUUAAGUAACGGUCUUAAUUCUGCAUUUAAUGCAGCAAAUUUGGUAGAUGCUUUAAAAUUGAUGUCCGAUUGGGAAAACAAAUUUUUGGAUAAUAAAUUUUCCGAAGAUCUAAAAAAAACUGUCUUAGAUGAAAAUGCCGUAAACGAGAUAUAUUCUUCAAACAAAUGGAAAUAUACUCCCAAGUUUCAUCCAGAAUUAAAAAAAUUAUUUAUGGAAAGCAAAGCACUAAUGUAUCCACAACUGUUACCUGAAUUACCUUUCAAGAGUGACAUAAAUAAAUAUACACGUACUCCAUUCCUAAAAUCAGAAGAUUUUUUAAUCGCACUCGGUCUUGAACAAUUUAUUCCUUUCGUUGCAACAAAACCAAGAAAGUUCAAACAGAAGAAUCUUCAACUAAUGGACGCGGUGCAAUUGGUCAUUCAAUAUUUAUUACCAUGCAGAGAACCUAAUGCAUUAUGUCGUCAUAUUCGAAAAAGGAGAUGUGCAAAUGAUGGCAAUCCCAUAAGGCAUUAUUUUGAAAAGGGUUGCGCUCCUAAAACGAUACAUUAUAUAACACGAGAAUGUGAUCCUAAAGCACCAAAGGAUCAAUCAAUAGAGUGUUUGCCUAAAGAGUGGCAAAAUUAUCUUAACAAUACAGAACAGAAAAUUGAUGCGUUAAAGAGAAAACAUAUAUUAAACUCCUAUAAUGAUCUCAUGAAGAAGGAUGACUGUGUAAAUGGAAUUGCUAAAGUUUAUACAACUGUUCCCAGCAUUCAUCCGUUACGAAAUCCUGUUGUAAAUAUGUUCCCAAAGAUAUUACCUUUGCCUGCGAACAAAAAGAAUCCAAAUAAUUAUAUGACAAAAAAUAAUUCAUACUUGAAUGAGAACAUUAAUUCUAAAAAUUCAGCAAAAGUAUCUAGCAAUGAGUCGAAUACAGUAGCAUGUAAUUCUAAUACAGUAAAUAAAGAACGCACAUCACAACAUAAUAAUUCAUUGAAAAAUACAGUAAAUAUAGAAGAGAAAAAAAAACCAUUACAAAAUAAUGAAGUAGAAGAAGACAGUCAGAAUGAUAUACUUACAAUUUCGGCUACAUCAAAGCAUUCCAAGUUUUCUAAAAAGUCUUCAGAUGUAAUACAAGAGUUGCCACAAUUGCGAAGAACUACGCCUAGAUUAGCAAAGACAAGAAGUGCUCAAAAUAUGAAGUUAAUGGCUCAAGUUCUAGGACCGAAAGGAUUAUCUUCCAGUUGCAAUACUUUAAAAUCUAGAGAAAAGAAUGACAUGUAUAAAAAUUUUGAGAAGACACAAUCAUUACCAAAACUUGAUAAUGAAGAUGAAAUAGCAGAACUAAUGUUAGCAAGUACAACUAUUAAAAAAGACUCACUUAGUAGAAAAAAAGCUAAAGAAGCUAGAGAGAUAGAAAAUAUUAAGAGGCUUUUAGAAUCUGAAAAUCCGUUGAAUGAAGAAGAAAGAGGAUCAAAAUUUGCAGCAUCAUAUCUUCAAAAAUUACAUUUAAUAUUGGAGUCUAAUAGUCCUGACAUAUUUCGAUCUGUUGUAAAAUUAUACUUAGAUUAUUAUGAGAAAUUGGAUAGUAUUAAUCAAAUGGAGAGCGAAUUGUCUUUUUCUAAUGAGCCUGGAGCUCUGCACAAUGAAAAACUUAUGGAGCAAACAGCAAGAGAUAAAGAUGCUAUAGCUAUUAAUUUAUACGAGGAUGUGUGUGAGAAGCUACACGAAUAUCCUGAACUUUGUACAGACUUUUUAUUAUUUUUAAAGCCCCAUCAAGCUGCGAUAAUAGAUAAAUCAGUUGAAUAUAUAAUGCUUCAAAAAAUGAGCGAAUUUAUUAACGUGGCUCAAAUAUAUUUUGCUAAGCAACCUUCUCGAAUAGCAAAAAUGAUGCAAGCUAUCACUCAACUUUCGUCCGAACCACAGACAACAUUAGAGCAUGUUCAUUCAAUUAUGGGUCCUAUACUUAAGGGACACCCAUUGGUCAUGGAUUUAUUUUUGCAAAUAUUACCUACCGCUAAACCACCUGAAAGUUUAUUUGCAUCGCAUAUGUUUGAAAAUUUAACAUGUCCCGUGGGUCCACAUGAUAAAAAUAAAGUGUAUACUGAAGAUGCAUCAGAAUUAUACGAAAAUAUUGAACUGCCACUAUCAGGUUCUCAAGAAGAUCCUUAUGGCGGAGAAAAUUGCAAGUGCAAUUGUCAUAAUGGAGAUGAUUCCAUUUGUAAAAGUAUUUCUGAACAUUGUGUGUCUUGUGGAACGAGAUUUCUGAAUGGAAAGAUCUAUCUUCAAACAUCUGAAGGCUUGAGACCGGCUAAAAUUAUUUUUCCUGGUGCUGAUGAAGAAAAAUUAGAAAAUAUAGCUCGCGUGUCAUUAAAAACAGCAGAUAAAUUUAUUUCUCCUAUUCCGUCCAGACCACGGAGAAAAUCAUCAAAGAACGAGUCUAAUCCUGACGAACAAUAUCAAAAGUCUUGUAUGUUGAAAAGUUCGCCUGUUAAAGAUAAUGAAGAGGUAGGGAAAGUAUUAGUAAAGGCUAAAAGAAAUGUAAAAUCUCCACCAAAAACGGAUAAAAAAAGAGGUUUAAAAAGGAUGGAGAGUAUGGACCAAAUAGGUGCCAGCACAAAACGAGCACGGAUAACACAACAGAAAAGUAAAAAAGAAAGGAAGGUCGAUAAACAACAAACUAAAUUAGAAUGUGUGGAAUCGCAUGAUGACCAUGUAAAAUUGGACGAAUCAUUAGGCAUAAAUACCAUUAUAGAAAUGAAAAAAAGAAAUUUAUCAGAUGAAGAAGGUGAAAUAUCAAAUCACAGCACAAACAAAAUGGAUUCAUCUGAUGAUGUUAAAAUCUCGGAUACAAAUACAGAUAUUAAGCCAUGGACACGACAAGAAGAUAUGAUUCUUUUACAAGCUAUUAGAAAAGAAUAUUCUAAUAAUUCGAUUAUUAUUGUCAGUAAAAGAUUGGACCGUACAAUUGAUGAAGUUAGAGGCAGAUGUGAAACACUUUUUGCAUUAUUAUAUAAAAUGAUGUAAGUGAAUAGAAUCACAGGAAAUGCAUUUUGCUGAAUAUACUGUUCUAUGCAGUAUUAAUGGGUGAAUACAGACUGCUUUAAUAUGUUGGAGCUGAAAUGUUAAUCAUUAAAAAUCAAAUAAAAAUGUAAAUACUUGUUUAUAAAAAUAUGUAUAAUAAAAAUGUUUUCAAUUAAAUUAUCUCUAUAAAUGCAUAUUUGUAAUUAUGACUAAUCAAAAUAAUUAUAUACUAUAACUGUAAGACGAUAUAUAAAGCCAUAUAAAUCUUUGGUAUAAAAAAGAAUUUUACUUA
Messenger RNA from Megalopta genalis, 4773 nucleotides. RefSeq names its product gon-4 like protein muscle wasted (gene mute). Gene Ontology annotation, biological process: regulation of DNA-templated transcription. NCBI's taxonomy places the organism in Eukaryota, Metazoa, Arthropoda, Insecta, Hymenoptera, Halictidae. Gene Ontology annotation, cellular component: nucleus. Gene Ontology annotation, molecular function: transcription coregulator activity. The record is from RefSeq and is a predicted model, not a curated record.